Trichoderma gamsii is the source of this 1764-nucleotide messenger RNA. RefSeq lists its product as hypothetical. The transcript is spliced from 3 exons. The coding region runs from base 1 to 1764 and encodes 587 amino acids. Gene Ontology annotation, molecular function: acetylpyruvate hydrolase activity. The record is from RefSeq and is a predicted model, not a curated record. Lineage: Eukaryota; Fungi; Ascomycota; Sordariomycetes; Hypocreales; Hypocreaceae.
AUGGGCUCUGAUACACCACGGUUAACUCAAUAUGCUGCUUUUGCCAACUUGGAGACAGGUGUUAGCCAAAUUGGCCACCUAGAUUCGCAAGCUGGCACAGUGCAACCUCUGAGGUUCCUCUCCGGUCAUCCUGUGGAGAAUCUUUAUCAGGUUAUUGAAGCUGGGCCCCUGCAGAUAGUUGCAUCUGGUUCUGCAGUCCCAUUGACUUCUGUCAAGCUUCUGGCUCCAUUCUCAUGCCGUGACGUACUUGCUAUAGGCAAGAAUUACAUGGACCAUGCACGAGAGUUCAAUUCUUCGGGAUACGACAGCUCAGAUACAGUUGACCGACCGAGUCACCCCGUUAUCUUUACAAAACGCGCGACCUCUAUUACUGGAGAUGGCGAUAAUAUAUUCUUGCAUCCGGCAUUUACACGCAGCUUGGAUUAUGAAGGAGAGAUUGGUAUAAUUAUCAGCAAAGCAGGGUUUCAGAUUCCUAAAGAGGACGCUAUGGACUAUGUAUGGGGAUAUACAAUCAUUAACGAUCUUACAGCGCGGGAAAAACAAAGAGAUCAUAAACAGUUUUUCAUUGGCAAGUCAGCUAAUACAUUCUGUCCUAUGGGUCCUGCUGCUGUUCCCAAAGAAGAUCUACCUUUGACCUUGCGGGUUCAGACGUAUGUGAACGGCGAGUUGAGGCAAAACGCUACAACCGAUGAAUUAAUCUUCGAUAUUUCAACCCUUGUUAGCACAAUAUCUGAAGGACAGACUUUGCAGCCUGGCGAUGUUAUUGCUUCCGGCACGCCUGCUGGAGUCGGCCUCGGACGUACUCCGCCAUUGUACUUAAAGCACGGCGAUGAGAUUGCUGUCUCUGUCUCUGGAAUCGGAACUCUUCGCAAUAGGGUUACAAGUGACAAUGCAGCAGCCAAACAGGUGGCCUCCCAGUCAGCCUUUAGAGUUAGCAAUGCUUGCCGCUCCCUUGGUGCCAGCGUAGGGUUAACCAGCAUCAAUGGCAAACCCCUGAAUUACCGACGUCUCGGUUCCGGCCAGGCGAAUAUUGUUUUCGUCCACGGUCUUGGCGCCACUACUGAGUUCUACUCGCCGAUUAUCUCUCAUCUACAGCUGCAGCAGGUAGCCACUCUACAUCUCUUUGACUUUGAAGGCCACGGCCUCAGCCCAACACAUCCGCUAAGUGUGUUAACUAUGGAGUCUCUGGCAGCCGAUCUUGCAGACAUCUUCAAGGUUGCCGGGAUUAGUGCCUCGAAUCCCGCUACUUUGGUUGCGCAUUCCAUGGGUUGCAUAAUUGCAUUGAAUUUUGCACUUGCAAAUCCCGGUUUGGUAAGCAAGCUCUUGCUCCUCGGUCCGCCGCCCUCACCUCUCCCAGAGCCACUAAGGAUGAGUACCGAUGCGCGUGGCUAUCUUGCUCAAACACAGGGCAUGAAAGCCGUUGUAGACGCCGUCGUGUUAAAUGGCACUUCGGAGAAUACAAAAAGAGCAAACCCCAUAGCAAUGACGGCCGCUCGGCUGAGCUUACUCGGACAGGACCCAAAGUCUUACGCUAAAGCGUGUAGGGCGCUAGCAAUGGCUACAACUACAUUGGCGGUGGAGGCUAUAACAGCACAGACGUUGAUUGUAACAGGAACAGAGGACAAGGUGUCGCCACCGGCAGUCAUAGAGCAGUACUCCCGGCGUAUCAAAGGCGCAAAAGCUAUAGUGUUGCCGAAUGUCGGGCAUUGGCAUACCUAUGAAGAUGUAACGGGCGUAUCAGAGCAAUUAAAGUCUUUGUUAUAA